UUGUGACAAAAUACAAAAUGUGUAGGAUUGAGUGAUGUAGCAUUUGAGGCCAGGAGUAAGUGAGACAUCUUAUCUGUUUCUCUGGGUGGACUUUCAGUAGAAUUUGCAAGAACCUCCUGUUCAUGGCCGAAAUUUGAUAUCACAGAUUCAUUUUUUCUUUAGAAGUGAUCAACGGAUAGAAGAACCAACUCAAAUGUUAAAAUGUUCUUGCUCAUAUCUUCCACAAUCAGCCUCUAUAUCAAAGUUUAUCUCAGACAAUCCGUACCUUUCCAUGCUAGAAACCAAAUGCACCACCAUGAAAGACUUAAAACUGAUUCAUGCCCAACUCAUCAAAACAGGCCUGAUCCAGGAUAAGAUUGCAGCUAGCAGAGUCUUAGCCUUUUGUGCCACAUCUCCUGCCGGUGAUGUGAAUUAUGCUUAUUUAGUCUUCAGUCAAAUGGACAAUCCAAAUCUUUUCACUUGGAACACAAUAAUCAGAGGCUUCUCACAAAGCUCAUCCCCGGAAACUUCACUCUCUCUUUUUGUACAAAUGUUGGAAAGUUCGCACGUUCAACCUGAGAGGCUUACUUAUCCUUCAGUUUUCAAGGCAUAUACUCAACUUGGAUUAGCUGCUGAGGGAGCUCAACUUCAUGGAAGGAUUGUGAAACUAGGGCUAGUAUUUGAUCCCUUUAUACGAAACACAAUGUUAAACAUGUAUGCCAAUUGUGGGUGUUUGAAUGAAGCUAGAAAACUGUUUGAUGAGGAUGAGAUUGUGGAUGUUGUGGCCUGGAAUUCAAUGAUUUCGGGGCUAGCUAAAUAUGGGGAAAUUGACUAUUCAUGGAGGUUGUUCAAUAAAAUGCCUUUCAGAAAUGACGUUUCUUGGAAUAGUAUGAUAAGUGGUUUCGUGAAGAAUGGGAAAUGGAUGGAGGCACUGGAUCUUUUUGGUAAAAUGCAAGAGCAAAGUGUUGAACCAAGUGAGUAUACAUUCGUGAGUUUAUUGAAUGCAUCAGCAUUUUUAGGGGCAUUAGACCAAGGAAACUGGAUACAUGAGUAUAUGAUGAAGAAAACUAGUAUCAAGAAGAAUGCUAUUGUGAUAACAGCGCUUAUUAACAUGUACCACAAGUGUGGUGACAUUGAAAUGGCACGUCAGGUAUUCGAGACUGCUCCAGGAAAAGGAUUAUCAUGCUGGAACUCGAUGAUUUUUGGCUUAGGAAUCAAUGGAUUUGAAACUGAAGCAAUUCAGGUAUUCUCGAGGCUCGAAUCCUCAGGCCUUGCACCAGAUUCUGUUAGUUUUCUUAGUGUUUUAACUGCCUGCAAUCACUCUGGUUUAGUCAAUGAAGCAAGAAACUAUUUCAGAUUAAUGAAGGACAAGUAUGAGAUUGAACCAUUGAUUCAGCAUUAUGGUUGCCUGGUUGAUGCACUAGGCCGAGCAGGACACCUUGGAGAAGCAGAAGAGCUCAUCAGAAGUAUGCCAAUGUGCCCUGAUGCUACCAUAUGGGGGUCUCUACUAUCAGCUGCUCAGAGCCAUGGAAAUAUUGAGAUGGCUAAAUGGGCAGCUAUGAAUUUGAUUCAGUUGGAUCCAGAUGACAGCUGUGCUUAUCUAUCAAUGCUCAAUGCCUAUGCAGCCUCAGGCUAUUUUGAGGAAGCAAUACAUGAGAGGAUUUUAAUGAAGGAGAAGCAAAUAGAGAAACGACCAGGCUGUAGUUCAAUUGAAGUGGAUGGGGAAGUUCAUGAAUUUGUAGCUGGUGGAAUGUUGCAUACCCGAGUCAAUGAAAUAUACUCUUUGAUGGACUAAUUGCAGAACAAGUUUGUGAGGUUGAUCAAAGUUACAAUUCAAGAGUUGUUCUGCAAGAUUUGCAAUUAGUCAAGUCUCCUCUUGUAUUUGAGAAAAGAUCUGAUUGCUGCAGGGCUCCAGUCCGGAUGGAGAGUCUUGAGAAGGCCGGCAAUGCCAGAAACAUGAGGGCAGGACAUUGAAGUGCCUGAAUCAACGAAGUAGGGGGUUCGGCGUUUAUCAAAACUUUCACCUGUUGGCCCCUGUGCUUCAGAGUAAGCAGCUAUCACAUCUACUCCUGGCGCAGUGAUAUCAGGCUGAAAAUAGGUCAUAUAGGAUAGCGAUAUCAGGGAGCCAAAAAAGUAGUAUACUAGAUAAACCAAGAAAAAAAAAAAGCAACCUAGCUUUGAUAUAAUAACCUUGAGAAUCUCUGGUGUCACAGUGUUAGGUCCCCUUGAUGAAAAUGGUGCCAUGACUGGAGCUGGCUUUAUGCCCAGUAGAGUCGAUGGAGGUGAAAUAUAAGCCGUAGGAUUCCUGCUAAAGCAUUGAAUAUUCAGAAACAAAAAGGGAGAGGAGAAUGCGUGCUCUGUGAAUGAGUUGUUUUAAUGAAAAAAAUGUCACCCAUGAGCACUGGCAGGGCCAUGAGUCAUUUUGCUGGUUAGUUGUUAACUGUGGAUGCUCAUGAUUAUCAUGGAAUAAGAUCUAUUGCAUGCUAUGAUAUU
This is a messenger RNA of Coffea arabica (coffee), 2472 nucleotides long. Its product is annotated as pentatricopeptide repeat-containing protein At2g42920, chloroplastic. NCBI's taxonomy places the organism in Eukaryota, Viridiplantae, Streptophyta, Magnoliopsida, Gentianales, Rubiaceae. The record is from RefSeq and is a predicted model, not a curated record. Gene Ontology annotation, molecular function: protein binding; RNA binding. Gene Ontology annotation, biological process: RNA modification.